This is a messenger RNA of Toxorhynchites rutilus septentrionalis, 2033 nucleotides long. Its product is annotated as protein tumorous imaginal discs, mitochondrial. Gene Ontology annotation, biological process: negative regulation of apoptotic process; protein folding; response to heat. Gene Ontology annotation, cellular component: mitochondrion. The transcript has 5 exons. The coding region runs from base 114 to 1847 and encodes 577 amino acids. Gene Ontology annotation, molecular function: ATP binding; heat shock protein binding. The record is from RefSeq and is a predicted model, not a curated record. NCBI's taxonomy places the organism in Eukaryota, Metazoa, Arthropoda, Insecta, Diptera, Culicidae.
GCAUGUUUCUUUUCACAGUCUUCAGCAUCUCUCAGUGUCAGCUGUAUGUGUUUCUGAUUUAUGCAAUAAUCGAAUUCUCCAGAUAAAUAGCGGUUGGAAGCAGAGCUACAGCUAUGCACACACGAGGCUUACUGCAGCAGAGCCUGAAAAUUUUCGCCGGUCGUAAAAUUUUAAUCGUUCCAACCGCGAGACAAAACAGUUCCAUCGGCAAUGGUUGUGGUUUCUGUCGCAAUUUCUCGGUGCAAGCAGCCUGUGACGGCCGAUUGAACACUGCGGCAGGGCUUCUUGUCGAUAAGCAGCAAAACAAAUGUAAAAUCGUUCAGAUCAGACCAAUCAGCACAUCAAAUGUGUUGCUGAAAAAGGAUUAUUACGGCAUUCUUGGCGUCGCAAAGAAUGCAUCUGCGAAGGAAAUCAAAAAGUCGUACUAUCAGCUGGCGAAGAAGUAUCAUCCGGAUACGAACAAAAAUGAUCCCGACGCUAGUAAAAAGUUUCAAGAAGUUUCCGAAGCGUACGAGAUUUUGAGCGAUGAAACCAAACGACGCGAGUACGAUACUUACGGCCAGACAUCGGAGCAGAUGGGUCGCGCUGGGAUGGGUGGCCAUGGUGCGCAAGGCUUCUCGCAAAAUUGGCAGUUCCGUAGUACGAUCGAUCCCGAGGAACUUUUCAGGAAAAUUUUCGGAGAUGGUGGAUUCAAGAGCGGCUUCGAUGAUUUUUCCGACUCCCGUUAUGGUUUCGGAGGUGCCCAGGAAGUGAUGAUGAAUCUUACCUUUGCCCAGGCGGCACGAGGUGUCAACAAGGACAUCAAUGUGAACGUGGUCGAUACGUGUCCAAAGUGUACCGGAUCGCGCUGCGAACCGGGUACGAAACCGGGCAAGUGUCAGUACUGUAACGGGACGGGAAUGGAAACGAUAUCGACGGGACCGUUUGUAAUGCGAUCGACGUGUCGCUACUGUCAGGGCACGAGAAUGUAUAUCAAAUAUCCUUGUUUAGAGUGCGGUGGGAAGGGACAAACUGUGCAGAGAAAGAAAGUGACCGUUCCUGUGCCACCGGGUGUUGAAGAUGGCCAGACGGUACGGAUGAGCGUAGGGAGCAAGGAGUUGUUUAUCACAUUCAAUGUGGAGAAAAGUCGUUACUUCCGUCGGGAUGGUGCGGAUGUUCAUACGGAGGCUAACAUCUCCCUUUCCCAGGCACUGCUCGGAGGCACGAUACGGGUGCAGGGCGUUUACGAAGAUCAGACAAUCCAAAUCGUCCCGAGUACUUCUUCGCACACCCGUAUUACCCUCAAAGGAAAGGGGUUGAAACGAGUCAACAGUUAUGGCACCGGUGAUCACUACGUGCAUCUCAAAAUUCAAAUCCCGACCAAGCUGAGCGAUAAACAGAAAGCGCUAAUACAGGCCUACGCCGAGCUGGAGGAAGACACCCCUGGUCAAAUUAUGGGAGUUACGUACAAAACUGACGGUAAGUAUUCUUCGACCACGGGAUCAACUUCAUCGGGUAGCUCGUCUUCCGCUUCGUGGUCAUCCAAUUCUUCAUCCUCUUCGUCUCGUUCCCAUACAACCCCAGACGAGCCGCCACUGUCCGAAAAGUACACCCAAGGUGCCCGGGAGGAUGAAUUCAAGGCCUACGAGUCACAUGAUCGUGAGAUCCCUGACCCUAGUAAGGACAUUGGUUCCCGGUUCUAUUUCUUCUUAGGCAUCACCCUGGUGUUCGCUUGGUACAUUUACUAUAGCUACUCGCAAAUUCCACAGCAACUCGAGAUGGAGCGGGAUGCUGCACUGGAACGGCAGCGACGGGCUGCCGCCAGCGUUCCGCACCGGCCCGAGCAAAGUCCGUUCGAUGAAGCUUAGUUCGUUUGAAAUUGUUACCGCAUAAAGUUCAUCGCGAGAUUUUCUUCUGAGAGAAGAUAAAGUUCGUUGCAAUGAUUGUUAAGUUGGUUUUAAGUGCAAAACGAAUUGUUUCCCACUGAUGUAUGUAUUUUUCAAACCUAGAAAACAUUCGAACAAUUUUUGACUAAAAUAAAAUUGAAACAAUGC